AUGUUCCUAUCGCGUGAGCAAAAGCUUCAGAAUGUCCUUUCGGCGUUGGACGCCGCCGUUGGACGUGUUCACGGCAAUGAUACUGACAAGGCGCUCUUGCAUGCUUCUGAAAAUGUGAGAGUUGCUGUUAGAAGGUUAAAAACACAACGUGAAACACCUGUAAGAGGAGAAAACACGUUGAACGAAAUCCUCAAGUCUCAUUCGCACAGAGUGAUCUCCGUGAAAAAAAGCACAAUUGGAUGUGAGGAGAAUAAUACGGACCCGGGAGAUGUUGUUCGCACGAUAGCGAAGGAGCGCCUUGAAAACUACGACAACCCAAUUCCGCCAGGUUCAGCAGAGCAUAAGAGAGUUUCGAAGAUUCGCACGAAUACAGCGGUCAAGUUAUUGAGUACAGAGUUUAAUUCCAUCAAGAAAUUUUCAACUCAUAAUGGAAAUCCAAUUUCUAAUAUCGUGAGAAAAGUGGCGAGAAAAAUGAGUGGAGGCUGUGCCACACCGAUGGAAGUCAACGGCAGGACCCCGGUGACAACGGGGGGCGCGAGACGGACAUUCACAGGCCGAUCUGACAACGGUAGAGGAAGUCAGCAACGUCCGCGAUUCGAUUCCAACGUUGGCAACGGAAACGUUGGCAACGGAAAUGUUGGCAACGGAAACGUUGGCAACGGAAACGUUGGCAACGGAAACGUUGGCAACGGAAACGGAGGGAACGGAAACGGAGGGAACGGAAACGGAGGGAACGGGAACGGAGGGAACGGAAACGAAGUCAGCGACGAGGAUGAAGACAACGAGGACGAACCAGACUUAGAGCCGGAAGACUUCAGAGAUAUCGAAGACGCUUGGCUCGAAUCGGCGACUACCAUCGAGAAUGCCAAGAAAGAGAAAAACAAUCAAAAGAAGAUGAAAGCUGAUUUCGUGCGGAUCGAGUUGAAUUCUACGAGUGGCAUGUUGGCUGGUGUGGGGUAUUUUGAUCGAGCCGAUACAUCUCUUCCGACUACAUUGAAAAAGGAGAGUUUCGACCCGGUCCCGUGCAUCAUGGGUGGGGAUUCUCUCACGUGGUCGCUUCCUUCGAAUUUGACAGCGGAACUCACAUCGAGCGCGUUUUGCGAUAUUUUAAAUGCAGAGGAACGGAUCGCAAUACAACAAGAUAGAAGCGAAAAUGAGAAGAUUUUACGCAUCUCCGCUGCGAUUGACCGUAUGAAUGCUGAGGAUAAAAAAUCAAAUUUUUUGAAGUUGCUCUUGAAAAAAGAAAACGACGUCUGGAGUUUGGGAACGCGCCAAGCACCAGACGUGACGGAUGGUGAUCUGAAGAAAUACACGUGCUCGGAGAAUGUGCAUUUGACGAAAACUGUGGUCGGCAUGAACGAUCUCGAACACGGCGCGCUCAUCGAUUUGUGUGGGUUUGGUGCUUUUAGAAAUUACAGUUUGAAGGAUGCCGUGUUGGGGACUUUCGUUGUUCGAGGUUUCGAAAAGAUUUCGAGGGAGAACGAAACGAACCGAGCGAAAAUUAUAGUGGAGGACGACACGUUUCACUUUUGGAUGUCCGAAGGUGCGCACGGCGGAAUCAGUUUCUUGAAACAUUUUAAAGACGCUGAAUGGGAUAUUAUGAAGAUUCAUCCGGACGCGUUCGAGAAAAUCGAGUUCCUGGGACAAGACGAAAAGCUCGUAUCUGCAAAAGAAAUGAUCCUGAGCGGAUUUCGUUCGGCGAAAAGAUACAUGCAAUCGUGGCAAGGCUUGUAUUACUGCUACCGCAAAAAUGCAAACAGAGAAGUUGAAGUUCGAUGGUUGUUCAAUAUCAUAUCUCUCUGUCGUUUGGGACACUUGGAAUUAUGGCUAUUAUGGGAUUACCGGCGUUUGUUAGCUAUGAUUAAUGUCGUUCGUUUCUUGAGAGGAAAACGCGUGUACGCGUUCAACAGCAAUCCUCUCAAAGACGCGCUCGAUGAGAGAAUGAAUGGCAGAAUUUUUCGCAAGUUUCUCAAGCCGAGCGUGUGGCCUAUUAACGACAGCGUUCCAGUCGCCGGAGAUCGCGUCGUUCCAUGA
Messenger RNA from Bathycoccus prasinos, 2034 nucleotides. RefSeq lists its product with no specific name. The transcript has a single exon. Lineage: Eukaryota; Viridiplantae; Chlorophyta; Mamiellophyceae; Mamiellales; Bathycoccaceae. Bases 1 to 2034 code for a protein of 677 amino acids. The record is from RefSeq and is a predicted model, not a curated record.